This is a messenger RNA of Dermacentor andersoni, 1012 nucleotides long. The record is from RefSeq and is a predicted model, not a curated record. Lineage: Eukaryota; Metazoa; Arthropoda; Arachnida; Ixodida; Ixodidae.
UUCGCCCGUUUCUUUCUUUUCAUUAUGCUGCUUGGCAACGAUCUUGAAGACAAAGCCUUGCCCAAAACAAGAAGCGUUGAGAUACUACGAAGCCCUCAGCCGUUGUUCCUCACGAAGAUUUCCGGGACAGUAUCUAAAAAUUUGGUGAAGUGCUUCAAAUCAACCUAUCUUGCUGAGACGUGGUCUAUAUGGGUCCGCACAGUGGAAUUCCAACAAAGAAAUGGAAACACAUUCAUUAGUGAGGACAAUCCCGGCGACAAAGAAGGCACGGGACUGCCACCAGCGGCUACUGAGGCGACAUCACAAGGGAAUAACGAUGCGUCUUUGAUUGCGAACGCUACUAAUGACGAGGUGUUGCCGUACAUUUGGUGUCCGGCACUUCGUCCUUCAGAAACACCUAUUGAGCCCGUACAGGAGCUCACUGGUAGCAAGAUUAAGUCUCGAAGCUUGGUGCAGACCGGGCUUGAAACUGCACCUCGGUCCAUACGGCAGUGGGUGAAGGGGAGAAGCAACCUGGGUAUAGUAAAGUCAGCGCUCACACAAUGGAAGAAAAAGAAAUAUCUACUUUAUUUGUCCGUGGCAAGGCACGUCGUCCAGAUAAACAACACCAAUCCUCAAAGCUUACCUCCGGAUGUUGACCCAGAGUACGAUAUUUUGUACGCAGAUGACAUCUGCAUCAUUUUAGGGAAAAAGCCAUCACCAGAAAAAACGAUAGACUGCUAUUUAUGGACCACUCAAAGCAGUAUUACGAAGAGCAAUCCUGAGUGCGAUUUGAUUUGGCAACAUCAUUGUCAUUUCCAUGUUACUGUUAAAUUUGAUUGGAGCGAAUGCACGUAGCUGUAUCAUUUGUCAAUAAAUGCGAGACAGCAGCUGCACAGUGCUUUAAGUGAUUUGGCAAGUUUCACUUCUUAUUUUACUGCACCUUGAUGUUUUUUUUCUGGAAGAGCAGCUGUUUAUUGUAAAAAUGUUUUACGACAUAAAUGUAUUGCUGACAUCUGUCCCAGACUUAAAA